Monomorium pharaonis (pharaoh ant) is the source of this 2372-nucleotide messenger RNA. RefSeq lists its product as uncharacterized. The coding region runs from base 1 to 1965 and encodes 654 amino acids. The transcript is spliced from 6 exons. The record is from RefSeq and is a predicted model, not a curated record. Lineage: Eukaryota; Metazoa; Arthropoda; Insecta; Hymenoptera; Formicidae.
AUGAAUAACACAUUAGCAGAAGGCAAACUUACUUACAUAGACAUAGUCACUGCAAUGGUAAAAAUUCUGUAUCAGUGCCGUCCAAAAGAACCUGAACUAACUUUAUUACUAGGCGGGGAUUAUAAUGAAUUUCUUAGACGAGCGUUUUUCUCUUGGGUACCGGUAGCUUUAAUAGGGGAGACGAGUCCUCGAUUCAACGCUCUUGAAAAAAUUGCAUUAACAAGAUAUUCCUUCAAAACGUUCGUGAGUUAUAAUUUCAUUCCUUUCCUUCGAAAAUCGCAUCGUUUCGUGCUAGUGGCAUCUUCCCAGCCUCUAUUGCGAUCUAUUUUACAGAGAACAAAAGAUUCGCCGUGGGCAAAUUCGGAUGGAUUUUAUAUUAUAGUCGAUAAAGAAACCGAGACUCGAGGCUGCAUAAACGCUCGCUCGUUUCUUUGGACGGCUUGGGAAUUCGACUUGCUCUCCGUUAUAUUUCCGUGCAUCGAUCCAGACAAUGGAAUUGUUUAUUAUACAUAUAAUCCGUAUUCUAAUAGCACGCCAGACAAUUGGGUUGAAGUAGACCGCGCCAAAGGACGACAUGGUCAUCCUUGGAUAAUAUUGAGAAAAAAAUACGAGAAAGAUGAAGACAAAGUGUGCAAAAAUCUGGAUUUCGAUAAAUUAACCACGUUAGAGGGCUACGAGAUUCGAUUGAACGCAGUUGAGAUGGCACCAUUUAUAAAAGUCAAUUUGAGUGCGCCGGAUAUGACAAAAUUUCGCGGCGACAACAGUGAAAUUCUCAAGAUGCUUUUGUUUAAAUUGGGAGCAUCCCUCAGUAUAGAUCUUUACAACGGCAGUAUCUAUGGAUUGGGCGGCAUAGGACCGAAUGGUACUCUAGAAGGUUUAAUGGCCCCUGUGAGCGACGGCAGAAUAGACAUUGGCAUGAACACAAGAACUUUGCUUGCAUUGUGGAAGGUCAAGUACGUGUAUGCGUGCGUGUAUGCACAUACAUACACACACACACACAUAUACAUAAAAUAUUUAAUAGGUAAUAUUAUUAUAUUAUUUUUCAGGUACACAUAUCCCCAUACGAGAUCAGGUCUCUGUGUGAUAGCGCAACCGCGCCAAGAGGUCUCGCAAUUUACCAAGCUGAUAAAAUUUUUGUCGCCAGAAGUUAUAGCGGGAGUAGUCAUAAUAUGUCUGUUGACUUACACAAUAUUUACUAAAAAUGAGGGAUACUUAAAAGCCAGUUUACAGGUGCUACGACUUAUGGUCUGCGUAGGAAUUCUACAUCCGCCCAAAGUUAGUUCCACCAGGAUAUUUCUAUGCAUGACGUUGAUUCUGUUUCUCAACAUAAACGCGCUAUUCCAAAGUCACCUGUCGGCCUUGCUUACCGUGCCGGUUUAUUAUCGCAAUAUCGACACUCUAGAAAAUAUUAAGAAAUCUGGAUACACUAUAUACGGACCGGAACAGCUUAGAAAGCGGCUAAACGAUCCCGUACUGGAAUCACGCUAUGUGACGGUCACGUAUGAAGAAUGCAAAGAAUUCGUUGAGAAUUCGACGACCGCCGCAUGUUUCGGGGACUGUUACCACUUGUACUACAGGAUCAAAGGUCAGGAUCUUAUUAGAUCGAAUCAACUGAUCGAGAUGACACAAUCGUAUGUCACCCGCGAAGAUUGGCCAUUAUACGCGCGAGUGGAUAACAUUAUUCAACAAAUGUCGCAGGUCGGCUUGAUAAUCAAAUCUCGAUCCGAAUUUUACUGGGAGAUAAAACGCGAGAAAUAUAUCAACUCUAUGAAGAAAAAAGGCUUUAAGGUGAUGUUGCUGAAGCAGCUUGCCUUCAGCUUUUACUUUCUCACGCUAGGAUACGUCUGCGCCACUAUAGUUUUUAUAUUGGAAUUGGUGGUUGGUCGAUCUGCUCCGAAAUCUAGGAACCAGAUAAGAAUUAAAAAGAGUAUGAAACUAAAGAAAAGAAACAAAAAGUUUGAAUAAAUGUCGCGGAUUAGCUUGGAAUUAAGAAACUGAUUUUAUGUACGACCUUCUUAAAGUCUUUCUAUCAUCGACGCCAAUAAAGACGAAAUUUGCGUAAACUAUAUUUCGCGAGACGUUUAGCUAUACAAUUAUUAUUUAUGUAAUACAUUUUUCUAUUUUCUUUUAUUAUUAUAUAUCAAUAUUAAUAUUGAUAUUUGUAAUAAGAUAAAUUUCUACGUGUAGCUGGAUGGAUUACAAGAUUUCAUUAUAACAAUUUCUUAUAAAUCUUUCACAAGCCAUAUUUUCACUCGGUUUCUGUAAAAAUAAUUAUCUUAAUGCUGAGCCCUUUCUUAUAUCUACUAGAACAUUACAAGCGCGCGCUGCGUUUACAAUACACAGAGCAUUGUAAAAAAUAAUUACUGCAAUAG